This is a messenger RNA of Cooperia oncophora, 852 nucleotides long. Lineage: Eukaryota; Metazoa; Nematoda; Chromadorea; Rhabditida; Trichostrongylidae. The record is from the annotation of a GenBank genome assembly.
AUGGAGCAGCUGAAACGAUGGCAAACGAUUCCAUCCCUCACCUACACGACCUUCUCCCUUGAUGACGACAUUAAGCAUAUAAUGGACUCGUUUUUCAAUGGAAUGGUGCAUCUUGCUUUCGGAGAUACCAGCGAACGCGCAGUCCCGAAUAAAGCCCCGGUACUUCAUUGGACUCCGGUCCCUCUCGACAUGGAAGUGCAACUGCUUCUUCGACUCACUUUCCCACUAGCCGCACCUGAUCAGAGCACAUUUGUCGAGAUGUGCCGGUCAGUAGGCUCUCAAUUCACGUCCACUUACGAGUGGAGGGAUGGAGUACUGCUGACCACGGAUCCGGUUCGUUUACAUGUGGAACGGGUAUCUUCAAGUGAAAUCGAGUUAACUGCUCGAGUAUGCGUGGAUGAGCUCGAAGAGGAACAAGCCUCUGCACCAACGAAACUUCUUUGGCCAUAUCUUGCAAUGACGUUGAAGCACAUGUUGAAUCAACUGGAAGAACAUCAAUUCCUUCAGUAUACAAUCGAGUUAAUACCGUACGGAACUUCGUUCUUCGAGCCACCUAUCCACGCUCGAGUGUUCGACCUUACGCUAUUCAUGGGAACAGCAUGUGAAUACAAUAAAGUGGCGUUCCGGAAUAAUGAUCAGCUGUACAAUGUUGAUUUGGAGAAACUGUUACCAGAUGGUCCCUUUGACAGCCUCUCUCAUCUUUUGAGUUUGGAACCGCCCCGACCAAAACGACCACAGCAGCCAAACAGCAUCAACGAGUCGUUGUUUUCUAAGAAUAAUGGCGACAUACCGAACGUCGGUGGUUUAGCUGUCACACAUAAUCGUGGACGUCGAGUUUCGUUCGGUGAGUGA